Messenger RNA from Neurospora hispaniola, 1742 nucleotides. RefSeq names its product protein SIK1. Gene Ontology annotation, cellular component: box C/D methylation guide snoRNP complex; small-subunit processome. NCBI's taxonomy places the organism in Eukaryota, Fungi, Ascomycota, Sordariomycetes, Sordariales, Sordariaceae. The transcript has 2 exons. Gene Ontology annotation, molecular function: snoRNA binding. The coding region runs from base 177 to 1742 and encodes 521 amino acids. The record is from RefSeq and is a predicted model, not a curated record.
AGAGCAAAAAAAUAUCCAAACACAGCGCCGUUCUGAUUCCCGGAGACCGAAGACUGAGUUCAUGCACCGGUGGCAUUGAACGACGCCCAAUUGCGCACAACACUCGAAUCCCAGCGCACCCGGUUACCCAGUCACCCAUCAAUUCAGAGUCAUCAUACGACAACAUCACCGUUAAGAUGGCCAACGUCAACUAUCUUUUGUUCGAAAGCGCGGUCGGCUUCUCGCUCUUCGAGGUCGUCCACCAGGCCGACACUGUCGGCUUGGAGCUGCCCGAGGUCAAGGAUGCCAUGAAGGAUCUCGACAAGUUCGGCAAGAUGGUGAAGCUCCGCAGCUUCAACCCUUGGAACUCUGCCGCCCACGGUCUCGAGGCCAUCAACCUCAUCUCCGAGGGUAUUAUGCCCGACCACCUCAAGAACACCCUCGAACUCAACCUCCCCCAGACCAGCGGAAAGAAGAGCAAGAUCGUCCUCGGUGUCGUCGACAAGAGGCUCGCUGGUGAGAUCAGCGGAAACUUCCCCGGUAUCCAGUGCGAGGCUGCCGACACCUCCGAGGUCGUCGCUGCCCUCCUUCGCGGCAUCCGCACCCACGCCGGCAAGCUCCUCAAGGGCCUCCAGGACGGUGACAUUAACCGCGCCCAGCUCGGUCUCGGUCACGCCUACUCCCGUGCCAAGGUCAAGUUCUCCGUCCACAAGAACGACAACCACAUUAUCCAGGGUAUCGCUACCCUCGAUGCCCUCGACAAGGGUAUCAACUCCGGCGCCAUGCGCGUGAGGGAGUGGUACGGCUGGCACUUCCCCGAGCUCAUUCGCAUCGUCUCCGACAACGGCACCUACGCCAAGGUCGUUCUCGCUGUCGGCAACAAGAAGUCUCUCAGCGACGAGUCCCUCGACGAGCUCGCCAACGUCCUCAACCAGGACGAGGACAAGGCCAAGGCCAUCAUCCAGGCCGCCAAGGUCUCCAUGGGUCAGGACAUCAGCGAUAUGGAUCUCAACAUGGUCAAGGACCUCGCGGACAACGUCUCCAAGAUGGCCGACUACCGCCGCAUCCUCGCCGAGUCGCUCGACAAGAAGAUGGGCGAAGUCGCUCCUAACCUGCAGGUCAUCCUCGGCACCCCCGUUGCCGCCCGCCUCAUCUCGCACGCCGGCUCCCUCACCAACCUCGCCAAGUACCCCGCCUCUACCCUCCAGAUCCUCGGUGCCGAGAAGGCCCUCUUCCGCGCUCUCAAGACCAAGGGCGCCACCCCCAAGUACGGUCUCCUCUACCAGAGCACCUUCAUUGGCCGCGCCGGUCCCAAGGUCAAGGGUCGCAUCUCCCGCUACCUCGCCAACAAGUGCUCCAUUGCCUCCCGUAUCGACAACUUCUCCGAGAACCCCACUAAGCGCUUCGGUGAGGUUAUGCGUGAGCAGCUGGAGCAGCGUCUGGAGUGGUACGCCAAGGGCAUCAAGCCCAUGAAGAACACUGAGGCCAUGGACAAGGCCAUCAAGCUCGUCAUGGACGACGAGGGUGACAUGGACAUUGACACCGAGAUGGUCGACUCGCACACCGCCACCCACGCCGCCGACUCCAAGAAGGACAAGAAGGAGAAGAAGGACAAGAAGAAGGACAAGGAGGACAAGAAGGAGAAGAAGGACAAGAAGGACAAGAAGAGGAAAGCGACUAGCGAAGACGUCGAGAUGGUAGACGCCCCCGACGCUGCGGAACCCGAGAAGAAGAAGAAGAAGAAGAAGUCGAAGUCUGAGUAA